Aphanomyces astaci is the source of this 1934-nucleotide messenger RNA. RefSeq lists its product as hypothetical. NCBI's taxonomy places the organism in Eukaryota, Oomycota, Saprolegniomycetes, Saprolegniales, Verrucalvaceae. The record is from RefSeq and is a predicted model, not a curated record. The coding region runs from base 31 to 1905 and encodes 624 amino acids. The transcript is spliced from 11 exons.
GCUAAACCGCAUCUGUUAUCAGUCGUUGUCAUGAGGCGAAGCUUGUCGAGGUCGCCACGCAAAGUGGUGGCCAACGGCGAUGACUUGCAAAACACGGACGCUAAUGAGUCUUUUGCAGCAGCUGCCGCUGUACGCGACCCUUCGUCGUCCCCCACCAGUCGAGCAUCGUCGCGACGGCAUCACCGCGAAACUUUGUGUCCAACGUUUAGUCCACCGCAUGACGACCGUGUCGGUAACAAGAACCAAACGACACGUGCGGCAGAGACAACGGCGAUCACCCACGCAACUUCAUUAGACGCUGACGUGGAUCCUCAAUGCCAUGGCUCCUUCGCCAUAGGUGGCCCCGUGAAGUCUGGGUAUUUGAGUAAGCUUAGCACGGGCAAGUGGAAGCGGCGGCGGUGGCACCAGCGCUGGUUUGAGCUGCACUCGAAUGGCGAGCUAUUGUAUUACAAAUACGCCAAGACCAGCCGACGUCAGUCGUCGUCGCCACCUCAUGGCACGUACUCCCUUCAACAAAGUGGAGCCCUCCUGACCAUCCCAAUGGAUCUGCCGCGUGGCACGCCGACCCCAUUUUGCUUUGGGGUGACCGUGAACGGCUCGUCGUUACUGGUUUGUGCCGACUCGGAACUCGAGCUUCGCGAGUGGACAAACGUAUUGUCCAGUAUGAUCCACCCAGAUGACGUGACUGACGACGCCAUGGCGGUGGCCGUAGCAUCCGCUACAUACGAUGAGUUGAUGGAGACUUCUAACUCUGAUGACUCGCCCACUGGAGCCACAACAGUGUCUUCCCUAAGCAAGAAUGCCAAGGUCAAGCCCUCGACGUCCCCCUGCACCUCUUUAGGAGGGUUUUGGAGCUCCUUGCAGGCAGGGGAUGUGGGCACUGCGCUGGGGUCGUUGGCGGCUGUGAAUUCUGUCAUCGCCGUGUUGCGCUUUGGCAGUUGGCACGUCGUACUUGCCACUGUGAUCGUCCUUAAUGUGGCUCUUUUAUGGCGUCAUCCCAAAGAUGUCCGCCCAUCCCUCCAAAACCACACAAUGGUCAUUCCCCCGACGGCUGCAGUCGCUUCGCCCGUGAAACCGGUGGCUGGGACCGUCAACGGGUCCAAGGCGGUGGCGGGGUGCUCGAUGAAGGAGUGUCCCACAGCUCCCGCUCCCCACGUGUCUGGAUGCUGGACCCAACUCGACGCUACGCGGUUCAACGUACGCAAAGGUCCUAGCUACCGCCGCACGAAAGCCAAAGCCCCGUCGGCCCCCGCGCUCUUGACGUUGGUGGCCACGGACGCGUAUCGGUCGGACGGGAAGAUUGACAACAUUGGAAGCGUCGUGCACCUGCCAACCCCCCUCGAUGGUUACCGGCGGGACAUCGUAAUCAUAAACUGCCAAGUGCCGUGCUACACACCGUCGAAUCCGUUGUGGGGCGAGCAAAAGACGGACGGCGACGGCUUCAACUUUGUCACGUACUAUGCCAUUCCACCGGCCCUUCGAGCCAAGCUGGACGACCCCACCCAACUGGAACCGUCGAUUAAGCUGCUUCGAGGUUUCUUGCAAGACGGGAACCCUAUCACGGACCGGUUAAAAGCAAUUGGGAUCGUGGUCAACCCCGAGGAACAAAAUCUGGGUCGCAUGGAGAAGCAUCUCCUCGAAACGUACAACGGCCAGCCCAUCUUGACGCGGCCCCAGCAUCGGUUCUACCGCGGGGACGGGUACUUUGAAGUGGACAUCGACGCACACACGUUCAACUUUGUGGCGCGCAAGGGGCUGUCGGGCGUGGCCGACCACUUUGGCAACAUGGUUGUCGACUUUGGGUUUGUUUUGGAAGGCCAGGACGACGACGAGGUUCCCGAGCAGAUUCUGGGAUGCGUACGGCUGUGCAAAGUCGACCUAAAGAACGCCCCCCGCUUGGCAUAACACAUAUACCAUCCGUAUUUACAUCCACA